Messenger RNA from Salvelinus namaycush (lake trout), 4764 nucleotides. Its product is annotated as kalirin. The record is from RefSeq and is a predicted model, not a curated record. NCBI's taxonomy places the organism in Eukaryota, Metazoa, Chordata, Actinopteri, Salmoniformes, Salmonidae. Gene Ontology annotation, molecular function: guanyl-nucleotide exchange factor activity; protein binding. The coding region runs from base 1 to 4764 and encodes 1587 amino acids. Gene Ontology annotation, cellular component: cytoplasm. The transcript is spliced from 31 exons.
AUGAAAGUUGAUUAUCUGAAUCUUGUCCUGAUCUGUCUCUCUUCUCCAGGGUCCUUCAGGAAUGAUGGGAUUAAGGCAUCUGAUGUCCUGCCUGUGCUGAAAGAGAAAGUGGCCUUUGUGUCAGGAGGUCGUGAUAAGAGAGGUGGCCCCAUACUGACCUUCCCUGCCAGAAGCAACCAUGACAGAAUAAAACACGAGGAACUGCGGCGGCUGGUGACCUAUCUCUCCACUGUGCCCAGUGAGGAUGUGUGCAAGCGGGGCUUCACAGUGAUCAUUGAUAUGCGUGGUUCCAAGUGGGACUUGAUCAAGCCUCUACUGAAGACCCUGCAGGAAGCCUUCUCUGCUGAGAUCUGCGUGGCGCUCAUCAUCAAACCGGACAACUUCUGGCAGAAGCAGAAAACCAACUUUGGCAGUGCCAAAUUCACUUUUGAGACUAGCAUGGUGUCAGUGGAGGGCCUGACUAAGUUGGUGGACCCGUCCCAGCUGACAGACGACUUUGAGGGCUCUCUGGAGUACAACCACGAGGAGUGGAUGGAUCUGCGCGUGGCCCUGGAGGAGUUCAUGGGCUCGGCUGUGCACCUCCUCUCCCGCCUGGAGGACCUUCAGGAGCUGCUGGCCAAGAAGGAGUUCCCGGUGGACGUGGAGGGCUCCCGGCGGCUCAUCGACGAGCACACGCAGCUCAAGAAGAAGGUGAUGAAGGCUCCCGUGGAGGAGCUGGACAGGGAGGGCCAGAGGCUGCUUCAGUGUAUUCGAUCUAGUGAUGGGUUUUCUGGGAGGAACUGCAUCUCGGGUAGUGCUGACUUCCAGAGCGUGGUGCCUAAGAUCGCCAGCCUGCUGGACAAGCUGCACUCCACCAGACAGCACCUGCACCAGAUGUGGCAUGUCCGCAAGCUCAAGCUGGACCAGUGUUUCCAGCUCCGCCUCUUUGAGCAGGACGCAGAGAAGAUGUUUGACUGGAUCAGUCACAAUAAGGAAGUGUUCCUGCAGAGCCACACAGAGAUAGGAGUCAGCUACCAACACGCCGUGGACCUCCAGACGCAGCACAAUCACUUUGCCAUGAAUUCUAUGAAUGCCUAUGUGAACAUCAACCGGAUCAUGUCGGUGGCGUCGCGGCUGUCGGAGGCGGGCCACUACGCCUCGCAGCAGAUCAAACAGAUCUCGGCCCAGCUGGACCAGGAGUGGAAGAGCUUCGCCGCCGCCCUGGAUGAACGCAGCACCAUCCUGGCCAUGUCAGCUGUCUUCCACCAGAAGUCGGAACAGUUCCUGGCUGGGGUGGAGGCCUGGUGUAAGAUGUGUAGUGAGGGGGGACUGCCCUCGGAUAUGCAGGACCUGGAGCUGGCCAUCCACCACCACCAGAGCCUCUACGAACAAGUGACCCAGGCCUACACCGAGGUCAGUCAGGAUGGCAAGGCACUGCUGGAUGUCCUCCAGAGACCAUUGAGCCCGGGGAACUCGGAAUCUCUGACGGCCACAGCCAACUACUCCAAGGCAGUCCACUGUAUCCUGGACGUGGUCCACGAGGUCCUGCACCACCAGAGACGCCUGGAGAGCAUCUGGCAGCACCGCAAGGUCCGCCUGCACCAGAGGCUACAGCUCUGUGUGUUCCAACAGGACGUCCAACAGGUGAUGGACUGGAUAGAGAACCACGGAGAGGCAUUCCUCAGCAAGCACACAGGCGUGGGCAAGUCCCUCCACCGCGCCAGGGCACUGCAGAAACGGCACGACGACUUUGAGGAGGUGGCACAGAACACCUACACCAACGCAGACAAGCUCCUGGAGGCGGCCGAGCAGCUGGCCCAGACUGGGGAAUGUGACCCGGAGGAGAUCUACAAAGCAGCACGGCACCUGGAGGUCAGGAUCCAAGACUUUGUCCGGCGGGUGGAGCAGAGGAAACUGCUGCUGGACAUGUCGGUCUCCUUCCACACCCACACCAAAGAGUUGUGGACUUGGAUGGAGGAUCUCCAGAAGGAGCUGCUGGAGGAGGUGUGUUCAGACUCGGUGGAGUCAGUCCAGGAGCUCAUCAAGCAGUUCCAGCAGCAGCAGACGGCCACGCUGGAGGCUACGCUCAACGUCAUCAAGGAGGGAGAGGACCUCAUCCAGCAGCUCAGGGACGCUGCCAUGUCCACCAACAAGAUGCCCCACAACAGCUCCAUCGCCCACAUCGAGAGUGUCCUGCAGCAGCUGGAUGAGGCCCAGGGCCAGAUGGAGGAGCUGUUCCAUGAGAGGAAGAUCAAGCUGGACAUCUUCCUGCAGCUACGCAUUUUUGAGCAGUACACCAUCGAGGUGACGGCGGAGCUGGACUCGUGGAACGAGGACCUGCUGCGCCAGGUGAAUGACUUCAACUCGGAGGACCUGACCCUGGCCGAGCAGCGGCUGCAGCGCCACACGGAGCGCAAGCUGGCCAUGAACAACAUGACCUUCGAGGUGAUGCAGCAGGGACAGGACCUACACCAGUACAUCAUGGAAGUCCAGGCCUCAGGCAUUGAGCUGACUGGGGAAAAGGAGGUGGAUCUGGCCACUCAGGUCCAGGAGCUGCUGGAGUUCCUCCAUGAGAAGCAGCAUGAGCUGGACGUCAGCGCUGACAAGACCCAGAAGAGACUGCAGGAGUGUCUGCAGCUCCGGCACCUGCAGUCAGAGGUCAAACAGGUCCUGGGCUGGAUCCGGAAUGGGGAUUCCAUGCUGAAUGCCAGCAUGGUGAAUGCCAGCUCGCUGUCAGAGGCAGAGCAACUCCAGAGGGAGCACGAACAGUUCCAGUUGGCCAUCGAGUCCCUGUUUCAUGCCAAUUCCCUCCAGAAGACCCACCAGAGUGCCCUGCAGGUGCAGCAGAAGGCUGAGGUCAUGCUCCAGGCAGGCCACUUUGACCCGGACGGCAUACGGGCCUGCGCCGAGAAGGUGGCCAUGCACUGGCAGCAGCUCAUGCUCAAGAUGGAGGAUCGACUCAAGCUGGUCAAUGCUUCUGUGGCCUUCUACAAGACCUCAGAGCAGGCUUGUACAUUGGCCAGGAGAAAUGCUGAGGUGUUCCUGAAGUACAUCCACAGGAAUAAUGUGGGUAUACCUGGUGCUUCAGGCCAUGCCAGAGGACCUGAGCAGCAGGUUAAAGCCAUCCUCAACGAGCUACUCCAGAGGGAGAACCGGGUUCUGCACUUUUGGACCAUGAAGAAACGCCGCCUGGAUCAGUGCCAGCAGUACGUGGUGUUUGAACGUAGCGCCAAACAGGCUUUAGACUGGAUCCAGGAAACAGGAGAGUAUUACCUCUCCACUCACACCUCCCCUGGAGAGAGCGGCGAGAGGAGUCAGGAACUACUGAAGGAGUAUGAGGAAUUCCGAGUCUACGCCAAGCAAACCAAGGAGAAGGUGAAGCUCCUCAUUCAGUUGGCAGACAGCUUCGUCGAGAAGGGACAUGUGCACGUCAUUGAGCUGAAGAAGUGGGUCACCACAGUGGACAAGCGCUACCGAGACUUUUCCCUCCGGAUGGGGAAGUACCGCUCCAGCCUGGAGAAAUCACUGGGCAUCAGCUCCGAGGAUAAUAAGGACUUGGAGCUGGACAUCAUCCCGGCCAGCCUGACUGAUCCUGGGGAGGUGAAGCUCCGCGACCCCAACCACGAGGUCAACGAGGAGAAGAGGAAGUCAGCCAGGAAGAAAGAGUUCAUCAUGGCUGAACUCCUUCAGACUGAGAAGGCCUAUGUCAGGGACUUGCAUGAAUGUUUAGAGACGUACCUGUGGGAGAUGACGAGUGGGGUGGAGGAGAUCCCGCCUGGCAUCGUCAACAAGGAGCACAUCAUCUUCGGCAACAUCCAGGAGAUUUAUGAUUUCCAUAACAGCAUUUUCCUCAAAGAGCUAGUGAACUAUGAACAGCUACCUGAAGAUGUGGGCCAUUGUUUUGUCACAUGGGCUGAUAAAUUCCACAUGUAUGUAAAUUACUGUAAAAACAAACCAGAUUCCAGCCAACUCAUCUUGGAGCAUGCUGGAAGCUUCUUCGAUGAAAUCCAGCAGCGACACGGAUUGGCCAACUCAAUCUCCUCCUACCUUAUCAAGCCAGUGCAGAGGAUCACUAAGUAUCAGCUUCUCCUCAAGGAGCUGCUGACCUGCUGUGAGGAGGGGAAGGGGGAGAUUAAGGACGGCCUGGAGGUGAUGCUUAGUGUCCCCAAGAGGGCCAACGACGCCAUGCACGUCGCCAUGCUGGAAGGUUUCGAUGAGAAUCUGGACGUGCAGGGAGAGCUGUUCAUCCAGGACACGUUCCAGGUGUGGGAUCCCAAGUCUCUGAUCCGGAAGGGCCGGGACCGCCAUCUCUUCCUGUUCGAGAUCUCCUUGGUGUUCAGCAAGGAGAUCAAGGACUCGGCCGGCCGCACCAAAUAUGCCUUCAAGAACAAACUGCUGACAUCAGAACUGGGCGUGACAGAGCACAUUGAAGGGGACCCAUGUAAGUUUGCCCUGUGGGCUGGAAGGACCCCCUCAUCUGACAACAAGACUGUCCUCAAGGCAUCCAGUAUUGAAGCAAAGCAGGAGUGGAUCAAGAACAUCCGGGAGGUGAUCCAGGAGAGGAUCAUCCACCUCAAGGGGGCGCUGAAGGAGCCCAUCCACAUGCCCAAAACCCCUGCCAAGCCACGCAACAACAGCAAGAGGGAUGCUGGUGAGGAUGUAGACAGCCAGGGUGACGGCAGCAGCCAGCCAGACACCAUCUCCAUCGCCUCCAGGACCUCCCAGAACACUGUGGACAGUGAUAAGGUAGGAGGACGUCAGGAACAUCUCUUCUAUUCCCAAUAG